AUGUUCUUGGACCACAUUAUUACAAAAGAUCACGCUUACUUGGAGGAUUACAAGGAUAUAAAAAAGCAUCUUACUCACAAAGGCGGUAAAAUCCCCCGUUGGUAUCAAUUUUUAAAAGAUAAUAUCACCAUCAACAAUCAAGGGAGACUAUAUUUUGAUUUAGAUAGACCGAUUAUUCAAAACCCUUCUGCUCCACGCCCUGCUAUCCCACCGGUAGAUCCAAUAACUCUUCACCAUCCAAAAAAAUCUCAACAAUGGGUUGCUACUUGGACACAACACUUAUCUGACAUCACAUACGGCAAACUUAUGAGUACGAGCCAUUUCCCUAAUUGUUUACCAGUAUCAUAUUUAGAACAUUGGAUCCACAAAGAUUUGACGUUUACGCUUCCUUCUACAACACCACGUUCAUUGCCCAACAUUAUUACUAAAUGCCAAGGAUGUGCUCAGCAUUUCACAUAUUAUGUUGGUAAUCUCAGACCAAAAUGUAUUAUUCAAGUCAAACAUCAAGAUUUAAUUUUAAUAGAUGCUUUUAGCAAGAAGAAACGAGAAGAACUUUCCCCACGUCCUGCUAUUACGAUUAAUUCUUUUCAACUAUUAAAAUAUAGUCAUCCUCAUUAUCGUCUAUUAGCCUUUAAUGAUUUCUUAUUACAACAGGGACAUAACUCCACAGUUGAUUUUAGACUGAUUGCACCACCUUCGUUAAAUUCUGACUCAGUCAUACGCUCUUCAACCAAUGAUAAGUUAAUCACCUGCCUAAUCGACGAUAUCAAAAUCGCAGAGGAUAUGAAAGUAAUUUCCAUUAACCUUAAUUCGUUUACAAUUCUUGACAUAUACACCGAUGGCUCUUAUGAUCCUACUAAUAUACAUGAGGGUUUCCCUAUGGGUUAUGGAUGGACAACCUCAAACCUUACUGGUACUAACAUCACUUACAAUGGAUCUCUUAGAUUUUUUCCGUCAUCAACCAAAGCGGAAACAAUGGCUAUUUUAACUGCGUUAAUAGUAUGUCCUAGUAAUUGUUUUGUUAAUAUUCAUACGGACUCUCAAGCUGCCAUAGAUUCAUUCUACAAGACGAGAAAUUUACAUUCAAUCUCACCGAGACUUUUCAAUAAAAUCAACAAUAAUAUUUUAUGGUCCGCUAUUAGGGAUGGGGGUUAA
Molecule: messenger RNA, 1155 nt
Organism: Rhizophagus irregularis DAOM 181602=DAOM 197198
Lineage: Eukaryota; Fungi; Glomeromycota; Glomeromycetes; Glomerales; Glomeraceae
Source: RefSeq, a predicted model, not a curated record